Messenger RNA from Mesorhabditis belari, 1671 nucleotides. The record is from the annotation of a GenBank genome assembly. NCBI's taxonomy places the organism in Eukaryota, Metazoa, Nematoda, Chromadorea, Rhabditida, Rhabditidae.
AUGCUACUCUGCUUAUUUCUCCUUAAUCUUUUCGUAAUCACUGAAUCAUUGGAUCCAAUUGUGCAGACGAAAUUCGGAAAGAUUUCUGGCAGCUCAACGAAAGGAACAAAUGGAACGGAAAUUUUCGAAUUUCUCGGCGUUCCCUAUGCAAAGGCGGCAGUUGGGAAACGGAGAUUUGAGAAACCAGAAUUCCCAGACUCUUGGCAAGAGGUAAAAGCGACAAAGAAGUAUUCUGAUAUUUGUCUCGCAUGCAGCAGAACAUUCUUCAAAGCGCGCUACGUGGCGACGAUGAGCGAGGAUUGUUUAACAUUAAAUAUUUGGACUCCAUCAAUAAAUAAUUGCAGUGAUCGCUUUCCAGUUCUCUUCUAUAUUCAUGGUGGCUCGUACUAUGCGGGAUCAUCACAAAAUUUCCCUCAAGACGCGGCUAGAGGGUACGCAAGUCACGGAAUGGUGGUCGUUUCGAUCAACUAUCGACUCGGGCAAUGGGGAUUUCUAACGUUAAACGAUUCGCAGAUUGCCCCGAAUCUCGGGCUAUGGGAUCAAAAUUUAGCGCUUCGUUGGGUGCACGAGAAUAUCGAGGCGUUUGGGGGAAACAAAAGUCAUAUCACUUUGUGGGGCGACUCAGCGGGAGCGUCUUCAGUCAGUCAGCACUCGAUGUCGAGAUAUUCACGGGAUCUUUUCCAUCAAACAAUUCAAAUGAGCGGCUCAACGUAUGCGGCGUUCGCUCGCGGCACGAACACAAUCGCUUCAACGAAAGAAUUCAUUGAAAGAGUCGGAUGCGCAAAUCGAUUUGAUGUGAAAGGAUGCCUCCAAUCAAAACAAGUCGACGAUUUCUAUUCGUUGAACGGAACCGAAUUGCAAAUGUGCUGGACGAAUCGUCUCGCCUACACGAAAUUCGCGCCAAUAUAUGAUGGCGACUUUUUGCACGACGAAAACGAGGCUUUUGAAACUGUAGCCCUUUCAUUGAUAAAACCAUCAAUCAUUGGUUUCACUCAAAAAGAAGGACGAUCAUUUGUAUUGAGCAAUUGGGCUCCGUUUUCCAAGGACAUUGAGAAGAUCAAAGACUCGUACACGAAUGAAUCCCUUUAUGAAUUCAUUGAGAAAUGGGUGACCAAUACAGGUUUCAACGAAUCAGAGAAACAAAACGCGACAAGAGAGAUUUUUGAUUUCUUUUCUUCAAAAGCGAAAGGAGUUGAAGAUCAUUUUUAUUUCAUUGAGCAAUUUGUUCGGAUCUUCUCUGAUUUCAUGUUCAAUAUUCCGGGAAUGCGAGAAGCUUUUUUGAAGCAGCAAGUCGGCUAUCCGAUUUAUGUUUUCUUGCUAGAGCACAAUCACAACUCUUGGUCAAAAACAUAUCCAGUACAAGGUUCAACCCACUCCGAUCAAUAUCCUUUCCUAAUGGGAAAUGGUAAUUUCAAUUAUACACAAGACGAUUUAACGGUUAAAUGGCUGCUGCAAGAGGCUUGGAUUCUAUUUGUGAAAACUGGAAAUCCAAGCACAGAAAUGAUGGAAUGGCUAGAGUUUGAUGAGUAUUUCUCCUAUUUAAACGUUAAACCGAAUCCCGAAAUGGAGUCUGGCCUUUUCUCGGAUAGUUAUCGCUUUUGGACGAAUCGAAUGCUGAAGUAUUCAUUUGAUUUCAUUAUGCAAGAGAAAUGGCAUAUGAACUUUGAGAAA